This is a messenger RNA of Fusarium keratoplasticum, 504 nucleotides long. RefSeq lists its product as uncharacterized. The coding region runs from base 13 to 504 and encodes 163 amino acids. The transcript has 2 exons. NCBI's taxonomy places the organism in Eukaryota, Fungi, Ascomycota, Sordariomycetes, Hypocreales, Nectriaceae. The record is from RefSeq and is a predicted model, not a curated record.
ACAUCAAUCAUCAUGUGUGGCCCUGACAACUCCAACCGACCUCGAGGAGGUGCCCUGGCGGCUCUCAACCCUCCCAUCAACACAACCACCUCCAACCUCUGCGCCGACCUCGCCUUUCAUACUCCUGGAUUCCCUGGAAACUCAAGUGCAACACACGCAAGACUGACGCUGAGCGAUGAGUGCGACAUCCAGAACCUCUCAGAUCUCCGUGUCGUCAUCCAUUCCAGCGGUGACAUGACAAGAAAAGCAAGCGACUGUGGGCUAUUUCGCCAAUUCGCUCUCCCAGCUACCCAACCAACACCUCGAGAUACCUUCGUUGAGCUUCCUCUGGAAAGACCACUGUCCCUAGAAGUCGGCAACGAUGGCAUCAUCGGCCGUCGCGUGUCCCUCUACUCACGCCUUGAAUCUGGCCAAGAUAAGAUCGUGGCCGAAGGCAUCGUCGGGUUCAACUUUUUGAGCGAAGCAUCAUCACCAGCCCCAUCUUCACCAUCGCCGUCAAUCUGA